Molecule: messenger RNA, 5059 nt
Organism: Centruroides sculpturatus (bark scorpion)
Lineage: Eukaryota; Metazoa; Arthropoda; Arachnida; Scorpiones; Buthidae
Product: protein slit-like
Exons: 29
Coding region: 308-4282 (1324 amino acids)
Biological process (GO): axon guidance; negative chemotaxis
Molecular function (GO): Roundabout binding; calcium ion binding; heparin binding
Source: RefSeq, a predicted model, not a curated record
AAAGUAUUUCUGCUGCAGGUAAUUUAGGUGAAGCAGAUGUUUCUCUCACAUCAUACGAUUACAACGAUCCGGACCGUGAUUGAAACACGAAUAAAAAAAAAAAAAGCGGAGAAUAAAUGAAGCUCACUCUUACCUUCUCUACCCCAGCCAUAUAGUAGAAGAGUCUGCCCAUGGCAGUGACUCUUAGAGUGCCGCACGUCAGUGCAAAGCGAGUGUAAGUUGGGUAUAGGAGCUGACGAUCAUGUAAAUUGCAGUUAUGACUUAGUGCGCUUAUGUCACGUUAGUUCGUGGCGAAAAUUUGGAGGUUAUGGCCCGGUUUGUCGUCCACGUGCUCUUAUUUGGAACGGUAAUUGUUACUGCUAGCGAAUUAUCGCCCUGUCCGUCUGAAUGUGAUUGUCAGGGGUUUAUUGUAGACUGUAACAACCGAGGAUUGAAGUUUGUGCCUCGUUAUCUACCAGAAGAUGCGAGGAGAAUAAAUUUGGAAGGAAACAACAUAACAGUUAUAAAAGAAAAUGACUUUCAGGGAUUGAAACACUUACAAAUAUUGCAAUUAAUGGAUAAUCAAAUCCACACAAUAGAAAGGGUUGCAUUUCAAGAUCUGAUAGCUAUGGAAAGACUGAGGAUAAAUAAUAAUCAUCUUCGUACUUUACCUGAUAUGUUGUUUUCAAGUAUGCCAAAUCUUCUUCGCUUAGAUUUAAGUAAUAAUAAAUUAACGAUAAUUGGAAGAAAGACCUUAAGAGGAGCACCAAGAUUAAAAAAUUUGCAAAUGGAUAAUAAUGAAAUUACAUGCGUCGAUGAUGCUGCUUUAAGAGGUUUGAAGGAUAUGGAAAUUUUAACUUUGAAUAAAAAUAACUUAACAACUCUUGGAAGAGAUUUAUUUGAAAAUAUGAAGAAAUUACGAGUUUUGAGAUUAUCGGAUAAUCCACUUACUUGUGAUUGCCGUCUUGCGUGGUUAGCAGGAUGGUUAAGGAGGAAUCCUCGUUUAGGGCUCUUUUCUAAAUGUAUGAUGCCUUUUUACUUAAGGAGUAAAGCUGUAGCGGAAUUACACGAAGUCGAUUUUGUGUGUAAUGGAGUGGAGGAAGCACCAGCAGGAUGUAAUCGAGAACCAUUAUGCCCUCAUCCCUGUAAAUGUUACGACGGUGUCGUCGACUGUAGAGAUAAAGGACUGCUUCGAAUACCCGAUCACAUACCCGAUUCUGCUACAGAAUUGAGAUUGGAACAAAAUAAAAUUAGUGAAGUCACAUCAAAAGCAUUCUCUUCAUACAAACAAUUGAAAAGAAUUGAUCUUAGUAACAAUGCUAUUACAAAAAUAUCCGGUGAUGCUUUUAGUGGUUUGAAGUCGAUAACAUCUCUUGUUUUAUAUGGAAAUAAAAUCACUGAUCUGCCUCAAGGAAUUUUCAAAGGAUUGACUUCUUUACAGCUUCUGUUAUUAAAUGCUAAUAAAAUUUCCUGUAUCAGAAAAGAUACUUUUGCUGAUUUGCAUAAUCUUAAUCUUCUUUCUUUGUACGAUAAUAAUAUUCAGUCAUUAGCAAAUGGAACAUUCGAUUCUCUUCAUAAUAUUCAAACAUUGCAUCUCGCUCGAAAUCCUUUCAUCUGCGAUUGCAAUCUUCGAUGGUUGGCUGAAUAUCUCCAUAUUAAUCCUAUCGAGACGAGUGGAGCACGUUGCGAAGCUCCCAAGAGGAUGCACAGGAAGCGUAUCAACCAAAUGAAGGACACCAAAUUUAAAUGUAAAGGUCGUGCCUCUAUUUUUUUUGUUCUUCCUUUUACAAGUAAUUUAUUAGCCAAUCCAUUAAAGUGUAACUGUCACUUGAGGUGGCUUUCGGAUUGGUUAAAAAAGAAGAAUGUAGUGACAGGUAACCCCAGAUGUCAAGCACCAACUUCGUUGAAAGACAUUCCAAUACAAGAUGUGGAAAUGAAAGAUUUUAAAUGCACCGAUUACGAACGUGUAAAUGGGUGUGGUUAUGAAAAAUCAUGUCCCAUGGGAUGCACAUGCACAGCUACUGUAGUGCACUGCAGCCGUCAAAAAUUGAAAGCUGUGCCUCCAAUUAUUCCCAUGUCGACAACAGAAUUAUAUUUAGAUGUAAAUGACAUCCCUGUCAUUCCUACUACAUUAAAUGCAGCUAUAAAUAUCCAACGAUUGGAUAUGAGCAACAAUCAAGUUUCUAUUAUUCCAAAUACACUUGAAAAAUAUCUAUGCGGUGAAGAUUAUCGAACGAAAUUAGCGGGUCAAUGUAUUUUGGAUACAGAAUGCCCAGACAAUUGUUACUGCGAAGGGACUAUAGUGGAUUGCUCAAAAAAACAUUUGAAGGACAUCCCUACAAAAAUCCCUAUGUUUACUACUGAACUCCGUUUGAAUGAUAACAUGAUUUCUAAAGUUAAGAAUUCGGGCUUAUUUAAGCACUUGACACAUCUCAAGAGACUAUCAUUGCAAGGAAAUGAUAUAUCCAUGAUACCAGAUGGUACAUUUCGUGAAUUAGUGUCCAUUACUCACAUUGCCUUGGGUGCUAAUCCUCUGUAUUGUGAUUGUAACCUUCGAUGGUUGUCAGAAUGGAUUAAAGAAGAUUAUAUCGAACCGGGAAUAGCCAGAUGUGCAGAACCACGCUCCAUGAAAGACAAACUGGUGCUUACAGCCUCUACAAAUAAUUUUAUCUGUACAGAACCACCGGAAGCGGAUGUACUAGCGAAGUGCGAUGCCUGUUAUACAUUUCCUUGUCAACAUGGCUCCACUUGUCUGUCUCUUCCAUUAAGAAAUUAUAAGUGCGAAUGUUCUCCCGGUUAUCACGGUCAACAUUGCGAAUAUCUGAUCGACGCCUGUUAUGGAAAUCCAUGCGAAAAUUCCGGAACUUGCAAAGUGCUGGAAGCGGGACGUUUCAGCUGUCAUUGCCCCGCUGGGUUUGAAGGAGACAGAUGCGAAACUAAUAUCGACGAUUGUAUUGCUAACAAGUGUGAAAAUAAUGCCACUUGUGUCGAUUUGAUCGAAGGUUAUGAAUGUUUAUGUGCACCUGGUUACACAGGCAAUUAUUGUGAGAAAAAGAUCAAUUUCUGUUCAAAAGAAUUUUCGCCGUGUAAAAAUGGUGCCACUUGUGUCAAUUACGAAACUCAUUACAGUUGUUCUUGUCCUGUUGGAUUCCUUGGUGAAAAUUGUACUGUGAAUAUAGAUGACUGUGUAGAAAACAUGUGCCAAAAUGGUGCAACAUGUGUGGAUAGUGUAAAUAGCUACAAAUGUUUGUGCCCAGAUGGUUACGCUGGUACUUAUUGCGAGCUUACUCCAAUGGUGAGCAUGUUGUAUCCCCAGACUAGUCCAUGCCAGCAGCAUGAUUGCAAACAUGGUGUUUGCUUUCAACCGAGUGGUUCCUCUGAUUACAUUUGCAAAUGUUCACCCGGUUUCACAGGUAAACGUUGCGAAUCACUCUCGAGUGUCAGUUUUCGUGAAGACUCUUAUUUAAUAUUUGAUCCUCUCUACACGAAACCUGAAGUUAAUUUAACUAUAACUUUUGCAACAAAGCAGAACUAUGGUGUGAUGGUUUAUAAUGGUGAAUCGCAGCAUUUAGCUGUUGAAUUGUUUCGUGGAAGGAUAAGAAUUAGUUACGAUGUCGGUAAUUAUCCUGUUUCCACUAUGUUCAGUUACGAAACUGUUUCUGAUGGCGAAUAUCACACUGUUGAGUUGUUAGCAAGGAAGAAAAAUUUUACUAUGAGAGUUGAUAAAGGCAUGUCUAGGACGAUAGUUAAUGAAGGUGCGAGGGAAUAUUUAGAGGUGUCCACAUCUCUAUAUAUAGGGGGAUUAGAGGAAGAUGUUGCUAUUAAAGCUUUGAGACAAUGGCAUCUUCGAAAUGUUUCCAGUUUUGAAGGUUGCAUGAAGGAAUUAUACCUGAAUGGAAAGCCUCUUGAUAUCGUAGUUGCUAGAAAACAGCAAAGAGUAACCCCUGGUUGCCCUGAAUACGAUGAUCCAAAACCGUGCGAAGAUCAUAAAUGUAAAAAAGGAAAAUGUAUCCCAUUGGAUAGAGACAGUUACGAGUGCGAAUGUCGGAAGGGUUGGAGCGGUACAUAUUGCGAUCAAGCUCCAACGUGUCAGAAGGAACAAUAUAGAGAAUACUUUGAAGAAAACGGUUGCAGAUCAAACAAGAUGAUCAAAAUGGCGCAUUGUUCUGGUACGUGUGGUGAUCAAUGUUGUAAACCUCAAAGAAUAAAGCGCAGAAGUCUGCGUAUGGUGUGUCCGAAUGGCAGUCGUUACGCGACACAAGUUGAUGUGAUUCGAAAAUGCAAAUGUGUUCAAAAGUGUUGAAGUGUUGCCUACUUCAAAACAAAAAAUUAAAAAAAAAAACUUUAUUUAAGUGGUUAUUACUGGCAAUUUUAGUUGUUGAACUGCUUUGUUCGUAUUUUCGUUGCUGUGCACCAUUUAAGAAAAUGUGUAUACAGUAAUUUCUCAUAUCGGAAACGAACUGUUUUCUUUAUUUUAUGUGGCCAAAGUAAAUAAAUAAAUACACUUCGAAGGCCCUUUUGAAGAAAACAAAAACUAACCAUAUUUUGUGUGCUCUGUUUAUAAAAGAGCAACAAUUGUGCACCAUUUGUCUCAGGUAAAAUAGAGCAUUUUUUAAUUUUUCAGUCUUUUUUUUUUUAAUUGUUCUUUAGAAAAUAGAAAUCCCUGUUGAUAGAUAUUAGAGAAAAAAUAUAUUUCCUCGUAUAUAUUUCCACAUUCCUGUCAGGUAUUAGUCCUGUCGAGUAGAAUUAGUGAAACUAUUAAAAUAAUAAUUGAAAAAAAAAAUUCCACUGUCCAUGAAUUUUAAACCCGAUUUUUAAAUUUAAUUUCCAGAGAAUUUGGCCAUGUUUGAUUUUAACUGAACAAGUACAAAAAUAGUACAAAGAUAGAUAAAUAUAAAUCUUGGACCAAAAUGAUUUUGGUACCAUACACACAACAUAUACACAUCGAUGUUCUUUUUGUAAGUCGUGUUUUGGUCCAAGAUUUAAAAAGGGGAAAAAAUUUUGUUUCUGUUCGAAAUAAAAUAAAAUAAAAUAAAUUUUUGUGCAAGUUUAUAUAUGUAAAAUAUAAACAGAAAUAUAU